AUGGUUGCGACACCUUGGACCCUACUUCGUUUCUUGGAUGAGUGCGAGAAUGCGGAAAAGAAAAAUUCGAGCGAUGAAGCUUUCAUCUCGACUACUACGAUCAAAUUGUUAACAUCGAAAGAGUGCGUCAGCGACAUCCUAAAGGAACGAAAUUGUCCAAAUCAAGACGUUUUGAAGAAACGAAUUUAUGAUAGACGUUGCCCUGCGAAGAUCAUCUUCCUUAUCUUAGCUCGAGCCGACAUGCUAGAUCGUAUUGGCGAGUUCUUAUCCAAUGACUUUUCUGAUCAUCAUCUUCCUAUUGAGGUUCUAUGGACGCGCGAAGGGUACAAACUCAAAAGGGCAAAAGAUAUAGACUGGACAACUGCUCCCUUCGGAGCAGGAAUCCACUAUAGAGAUGUCGACUAUUUCACGCAGAAGCAAUGGCCAUUCUUGGCCCCUAUCUUCAAGAGAGAGUUCGAAUAUGUGCUACAGCAAGGUAUUCCUCUGCCGUUGGUCGAGAAAGGCAACGCGAUUGUCUCUGGAUUUAGCUCCGUUUCCAAGAUCAAGAUGCACCAUGCCCAUGUUCCAGAGCAGAUAGAACACUCGAUGGCCAUGAAGAAAAUGGAGCUGGAGAGUGAGGACCAAAUCAAGUAUGUCAAUAAAGAGAUGACUAACGUGAAGUCUCUUCGAUUGCUGGAUCACGACCAUCUUGUCAAAGCGAUUCUCGCCUGUACCAGAGGAAAGCAGGCUUUAUUCUUCUUCCCAUGGGCCAAGGGGGGAGACCUGUAUAACUUCUUGAAAAGCAAUUCUAAUGAGGGCAUGGCUGCUAUCAUAUGGAUGCUGGAUCAAAUGGUCGGACUCUGCAGCGCUUUGAGUCUGUUGGCGGACAAGGGAUAUCGACAUGGUGACCUCAAGCCUGCUAACAUUCUAUUGUUCCCUGAAAAGUCUGGUAGCUACCGCCUGAAGAUAACAGACGUUGGACUCUCGAAGCUUCACAUCCUGGCAACAAGCAGGCGACUAAAUGGGACGACUGCCAAGGCUACCACGAGGCGAUACAGCCCCCCUGAAUUUGACCUCUUGUUUGAUGAUGAUGGGGAGCCAGUAGAAGACUCUGAUGACAUCAAGCUAUCGCGCAAGUUCGACGUUUGGUCUCUCGGCUGCGUCUUUAUCGAGUUUCUCAUCUGGGCCAAACUGGGUCGGCAAAAGUACAAGGAAUUUGACCGGUCUAUGAAAAGGGACCGACGUUUUUGGGACUCUGGACGUAAAGACCUUGACGAUAAAGUUAAGGAAAGGAUACAGAACCUGGAAGAUGCUGUAGAGGAAACCCCAGGUGACAAGGUCGUCCAACGAGUUCUGGAAUUGGCCCUGAAGCAAAUGCUCCUUGUCGACAGCGAUGAUCGUAGCAGUGCGUCAGACAUUCACAAGGAAUUGGAAAGUAUCAGAGAUAGUUACAGCCUGACUACCGAGCAGGACGCCGAGUCCGACCAUCUUCAACAAGAAAAGGAUCUAUCAGGCGCAAAUGACGGCAUGGAUCAAAACGAACCUGAGCCGUCUAGUACUCAAGACGAGGGCUUGCACACUAAGGCUGUUCCUUCGGGUCAUACAGCUGCUAUGGUUAAUGAACAGCAAAGCGCCAAGCUACUCAAUCAAUGGACAGUCAAUCCCGACAAUGAGUUUGCAAAGAAAUUCUUCUCGGAAACCAGCAGCCCGAGCCCAGCGGACGGAAGUCGAUUAUGCGACUCAUGUUUAAAGCUUUAUAUCUGGGAGCCCAAUGCUACAAUAUCUGGCAGAAUGAGGGACUUUCAAACUCUUGCUUCGACAUGCGACAUGUGCAAUCUUCUAUACGCCAUCUCGCAAAGGCUUGGUCUUGAAGAGGAUCAAGAAUUGCACUGCAUUCGGGACGGUUCUACAUUCAAGUUGAAGGGGCGUGACGGCCCGCCAAUCCUUUCCCUGUUCUCCGACCCUGCUUACAAUUCUGACGAUCUUGGAUCCGUCCAAGUGGGAUAUCCAACUUUGUCCCCUCCAGAAAGUCCUGAACGGUAUCGUCUUUUUCAAAAGUGGCUCUAUGUUUGUGAUAAUGAACACGGCCAUGCACGAGACGCAUGCUCUGGCGGCUGUGCUGUCCAGAUGCCCACUAGACUGAUUUACGUAGGCGAGUCGAGUGAACAUUUGGAGGAUAUUAAAGAUUCUGGCUUCCUACGUUAUCUUGCUCUUAGCCACUGCUGGGGAGGCAGCACGAGCCUGUCAACCCUGACGAGCAACAUCGAUAAAUUCCGCAGUGAGAUACCACACGAGCAACUGCCUAUUAAUUUCCAGGAAGCCAUCAAAGUCACCAGAGCACUCAAGAUCCCAUACUUGUGGAUAGACUCAUUGUGUAUCAUCCAGGACGACCCGGAAGACUGGCGACGAGAAGCCGCUCGAAUGGGUCAGGUUUUCAGCAACGCCUACUGCACAAUCGCAGCGACAUCAGCAGCGGCGUCUAACGAGGGCUUUCUCACUCCAAAGCUCAACUCAGCACUUUCUGCGACCUUGAAAACUCCCGAGGGAGGUCUGCUUCACAUUUCGGAGUUUAUGGAAAAUUGUAACAGAGAUUUAGAGUCAGCACCCCUUAAUACGCGCGGUUGGGUGAUGCAGGAGCGAGCUUUAUCUAGAAGAACACUGCACUUCACCAAGACACAAGUUUACUGGGAAUGCGGAAAUGGACUGCAUUGUGAGCGGCUCUUCAAAUUGUCGAAUCCCCAAUCAGCUCUGUUCGCAGACUCGGAUUUCCCCAAGGCGAUACUCAAGUACUACAAAGGUGGACGAAUCACUCUAUUUCAAAAUCUUUACGAGAAGUAUUCCAGGCUCAAUUUCAGCUACACGUCAGACCGACCAGUGGCCAUCCUGGGUCUGGAGAAACACCUUUCAUCUGUCCUCCAGACUCGCGGCGAGUCUGGUGUCUUUGAGCAGUACCUGGCGAGAAGUCUGCUCUGGUCCCGACCUGAGAAUAUCUUUCUGAACAGUAUCACGUUUCAAGAUGACUAUCAUGUUCCUUCUUGGUCAUGGAUGGCAUACGAGGGUCCGAUCACCUAUGCGAAUAUACCUUUUGACGAGGUCGAAUGGAGUACAGACUGCUUGCUUCGAUCUGGCGAGGAAACCGGUACAAACAGCAAGAGGACUGUGUUGAAAGCAGUUGCUAGAGAUCUCAAAUUGGACAAGCUGGAUAUGCACGAUAGAGUCAAAAUUGAUGAAGGAUCUGGGUUCGAACUAUCCAACUUGCGGGGGGUUGUCCUUGGUAAAGACAAGAAGCGAGAAUCUCGGGUCCAAGUAUACUACGUUCUCCUUGUCACCUUAUCCGAAGACGAGCCAGAGCAAGCAAAGGUAGAACUUGUUUCGGGGGAGACUUCGUUCGAGGAUAGCGAGAAGCUUCUGUGGGCUGACGUCCUUUGCAUUGAUGCGGAUAUGAGGGGGGCAAAGAGGACCACUUCAUAUGUGACAUCACCAGAAGUCCUCAAUGCAUCGCAAAGUCAACAGUUACCCAACUCAUCAGCGACCUCUCAUUAUGAGCCUCCAGGCAUCCCCAAUUGGGGAGAAGCGCCAUCUCGUUCCGAAAUCGACUUGAAGCCUGGGACAGGGCAAGGGUCUAUCCAUAUUUCAGUAUUAUCUCAGAGAGAAAGCACAUCAACGUUUCGGAGUAUCUCUGAUAUGGGUCACCGUAAAUGGCUUGAGUCAUUAGUUUCUUAUAGAAUGUCUGCAAGUAUUUUUGGGGAUGUUCAGGAUUCGGAGGCACCAAUGAUUGACAUCGAUAUCUCCUCUGUCUGGGAAGCCCUGAUGAAUGCCUGCAGGAAGCCCGCCAUUGAUCAUACUGGUAAGCAAGAGUUUAUACCUCUGGGACAGCUUCUUCGGAUUCUAAGCCCAAGGAAUGUUGAAAAGAUACUAAAUCAAAGUUUCACGAAUGAAGCUUUGAUAAGCCUUGUCAACGAGGUAUAUGGAGCUGAUGGCGAACCACGAAGACUUAAGAUCAUGGCUACACUGAUAUUGGUGAAUGGACUGAGCUUUCUACUAGACUUUGUCAAUGCAAAGGUAGAAGAUAGUCAGCUUCCAGUUACCGUCCGGCGACAGGGGCAGCAACCUAUUUUAUACGAUCGUGAGAAGAAUGAGAUAGAACCUUCAAAAGAUUGGACUUGGUCCUAUCCCCAAGCCGAAUACUUUACUAUGAAGCAGAUGCAAUUAUGCAGCCUGUUCUGCACUAUCGAUGAAGAAGGACAGUUCAUGGAUCAUUUUCGCCUCCCUGCAGAUUUCGUCCUACCAUUCGUGGAUUCUGAGCCCCCUGAGAUUCGGUCUGGAGGAUAUGGCAAAGUCACAAAGGUCUUCAUCGAGCCGUCGCACUUAUGGUACCGGGGUAAGUACCCGAAACCAAAGUGCUUCGCUAUCAAGGCUGUUCAGCACAGCUCAAUAGACCACCCAAGUGAAGCAGACUCUCUUGCACGACGGUUGGUUAUCAAGAAGCUCGCAGACAGAGAACAUCUUCAUCAGCUUCUUUUCUCCUUUCGUCGGGCCGACUACUACUAUCUCGUUUUCGAAUGGGCUGAUGGCGAUCUGACUGAUCUAUGGAAAACAAUGCCAAGCUUAUACCGCCCCGAUAUCUACGAAGACGCGCAUUGGUUCUUCCGCCAAUGCGCCGGUAUUGUGCGGAGCCUGGGUAGUCUUCACGAGCAGCGCUCGUCCUACACUGCUAGCACUAUGGAGGAAAUAGUUCACGUUGCACUGGCAGGAAAGUACGGACGGCACAGCGAUUUAAAGCCGCAAAAUUUGCUUUGGUUUGGUGAUUAUCAAGGGGAUAAGAAAGAUCAUCUAGUCAUCGCCGAUCUUGGUCUUACCCAGUUCAACACGUCACAGUCCAAGUCCCAUGCGUCGUGGGCUGGUAUUAAAGGUUAUACACAAACCUACAAAGCACCUGAGAGUGAAGUAAGCCGUGAGGUUGGCGCCAGAUACGAUAUUUGGUCCCUUGGCUGCGUGUUUCUGGAGCAUGCGUCUGUGUUUCUGAUGCGGGAUGAUAGCUCUGUCAAGGCCUUCUCAGACAGCAGACUAGAGGAGGAUCGUCGUCGGAACAGAAAAGGGAAUUAUCAUAGCGACACUUUCUACAAUUUGGUCACAGAGGAGAAUUCUACAGACGCGUACACACCGAUUGGAAGCAGUGUCAUCCGGGGGGAGGUCAAAGGGGCAGUUAUGAAAAUGAUUCAAGGUCUAAAAGACCAUAACUUGUGUGCUCCUUCGAUGUGUGACUUCUUAGAUCUCAUCAGCGAAGGGAUGCUAGUACCGAAUCAGUCUGUUCGAUAUACUGCCGGUAUGGUAUUGAGAGCUCUUAAAGAUAUCCAGCUCCGUUGUGAACAGGAUCGCCGGUACGCUUGCUCAUCAAGACACUUGCCAUUGGAGGAUCAGUUGGAGUCAAUUCCCGAUAGCCACAUUCCUUCAAGACAGUCUCAGAUCUUGGCAGGUAUCUCAGGAGGACAAGACGGAGCCAGGGCCAACUUUGACUCAUCUCACAUGGAGGCAAUCGUUGAUGCUGCGGGUGCCGACCUGGAAGCAAUGAAAAUGCUUAAUGAGUUGCGUCACAUGAGCAACGACAUCACCCUAUCCCCAGGUAAUCUACAGCUCCAGAUGCCCCAGAUUCAAUUUGAUGGGUCUGUAGCAGGGCUUUUGCAAGAAUCCAGCCCUAUCAGCGAUUUGAUCCAUAAACUUGAGUCAUUCUCCAUCAGAGAAAAGACUUGA
This is a messenger RNA of Fusarium oxysporum Fo47, 5730 nucleotides long. Its product is annotated as kinase-like domain-containing protein. The coding region runs from base 1 to 5730 and encodes 1909 amino acids. Gene Ontology annotation, biological process: protein phosphorylation. The transcript has 10 exons. The record is from RefSeq and is a predicted model, not a curated record. Gene Ontology annotation, molecular function: protein kinase activity; ATP binding. Lineage: Eukaryota; Fungi; Ascomycota; Sordariomycetes; Hypocreales; Nectriaceae.